UGCAGGUUUUUUGCUAUAUCUUGUACAUGUUGCACUGAAAAAAAACAAAAGAUAAUUUUCACACCAGCACCAAUGAAAUAAGCAAACCAAAAAGGUGAUCAAAUUGUAAUUUCAGGUAGGAGAAGAGAUAUAGUUUACUAUUGUGAAUUAUUUUUUCUAAGAUAGUAAAAUUUGCAACUUCCGUUUCAAAGGAUGGAAAUAAACUGAGCAGAAACGCACUGCUGCUACAAACCACCAGAGGGCGCACUAUAGCUGCCUUACCAACAAAUAAAAAAGAUUUAGACCAAUGAAAGCUCGCUUUGUUGUUACGUCACAACAACAUGGCUGUCGACUAGCAUCCGAGUUUGCUUCACUGAUAAUCGGCGAAGAUUCAGAACCUGCUGUGAUAAGAUCAGAACCGGAGGAUGAAGCUGCGUGUCCAGCUGCAGUGCAAAAACCUGCACGAGUACCUGAGAGAGCUGGGCCCGGACGUCCUGGACCGCCUUUACAAUCACCCAGCUACCUGCCUGGCUGUGUGCAGAGAGCUCCCCUUGCUGGCUAAGAACUAUGUGAUGCGGAUGCUGUUUUUGGAGCAGCCCCUCCCUCAAGCAGCUGUCGCCCUGUGGGUGAGGAAGGAUGGACAGAGGGAUCAUGACGAAUGUGUCUCGGUUCUGACGGGCCUCCGUUUGUGGCACAGUCAGCAGCUGCAGGGGGGUCUGCAGGGAUACAUCCUGAAUCCAGUCUUCAAAGAUAACCUGAGGAUAGCUCUUCUGGGCGGGGGUAAGGUAUGGGCAGAUGAGGGCAUCAUUCUGGGCCCUGACCGUCAUGCCAGGGACAUCGAGAGCCUCGACCGCUAUGCCAUGGAGCGCUGGGAGGUCAUUCUGCAGUUCAUGGUGGGUUCUCCCAGCGCCGUCAGCCAGGACUUGGCCCAGCUGUUGGUCCAGGCGGGCCUCAUGAAAAGCGAGGCUGGGGAGGCACCAUACAUCACCUCAGCUGGGUUCCAGUUCCUGCUGCUGGACACCGCCUCUCAGCUGUGGUACCUCACCCUGCAGUACCUGAACACUGCUCAGUCUCGGGGAAUGGAGCUUGUGGAGAUUUUGUCCUUCUUGUUCCAGCUCAGCUUCUCCACGCUUGGCAGAGAUUACUCGGUGGAAGGCAUGAGCGAGUCUCUACUCACGUUUUUGCAGCAUCUGCGUGAGUUUGGACUGGUCUUCCAGAGGAAGAGGAAGUCCCGGCGCUAUUACCCCACCAGACUGGCCAUCACACUGGCAGCUGGAGUCUCCAGCAACUCCCCCUCCAACAUGACGAACACUCCCGGAACUGGAGACGCGGGGUUUAUCGUUGUGGAAACCAAUUAUCGGAUCUACGCGUACACAAAUUCCGAACUCCAAAUUGCUCUGGUGGCCCUCUUCAGUGAGAUGCUCUACCGCUUCCCCAACGUGGUCGUAGCUCAUCUGACGAGGGAGUCGGUGCAGCAGGCGAUCGCCAAUGGCAUCACAGCACAGCAGAUCAUCCACUUCUUGAGGACCAGAGCCCACCCUGUCAUGCUCAAACAGAGCCCUGCUCUGCCUCCAACCAUAACUGACCAGAUCCGGCUGUGGGAGCUGGAGAGAGACCGGCUGCAGUUCACCGAAGGAGUUCUCUAUAACCAGUUCCUGUCCCAGGCUGACUUUGAGGUGCUGCGGGACAGAGCCCAGGGUCUGGGCUGCCUGGUCUGGCAGGAUGCUUCUCAUCGAGCGAUGGUGGUGACGCCACAAGGACACAGCGAGGUCAAGAAGUUCUGGAAGCGCCAGCGAUCUCACACGUAGACAGGAGGCAACCAGCAAGACACGGGAUCAAUUCCCUGUCAGCAGGGGAAUGAUGUUCUGAUGGCUCUCAGUUCAGGAUGAGCCCCAUCUGACUUGAACUUAACGACUGAACUCUGAAAAAGCCUGUGAGGUCCAGUCACAGCAAAAAAAAAAAACAGGAAGAGUCCACAUUAUUGCACAUACUGACGCAAUAAUAUCACAGCAACAUUAUCCAAUGUCUUGAGGAGAACAACAGAGAAAAGGUCUGGAAUCUUAAACUUGUGAGUUUCACAUUAAGGAGGUUUUUCCAGGAAAAUCUGGAGUUAAAGUCGAACUUUAUAGUUCUUUAACCCUUCAAUGGAUUUCCAGCAAUGAAUAAAUCUAAGACUGUCUUUUGAAUCUUUGCUAAUUAAAUAUUCUGUCACAAGUCACCCAUGGUGAAUGAAACUAUAAGUAAAGCGUACAGCUGCACUUUCUCAUAUUUCGGGAACAUUUGUUGGCGAAUUUAAUUUAGACAUAAACCUUGGACUUCAAAUAUGGAGGAAGUCUUAGGUUUUUGAUACACUCAGAGGACUGUUGUCGUUUGUAAGAUGAACAAGGGAGGGAAAAAUCAGGAGAAAGGCGACGAUAAACAUCAUUAGAACAAUCCCAAAGCUCUCUGUAACACAAUUAUAACAAUUGUAGUGUAGAAUUGUCAACUUUAAAGGGUGGGUAACCCCUUAAUGCUUAAUGGGCAUCAAAUCAUCUCUGCUCCAAAAUUACCUUCAUUUAGCAUAUACAUGCUAGCAAAAACUUUUUUUCAUAGCUAGAUAGAAAUUCAAGAAAGAAAAUAAACUUGUAAGGCUACAACUGAUAUGACUGGACAGAUUUACCUGAUAAAGUGGCCGUUUGUGGUUGUAUGAACACGCAAAGAAACAUGUAGGUGUGUUAUGAUAUGACAGUCGGUGGAGGUGGAGUAGAUCACCUGGUCAUCUACACCCAAACACUAGAUGGCAGUGGAGCAUCUGCAUUGUUUCACCAUUGGUUAUUAUUUGACUCCUCACCAUAUUCUAACACAAUUUACAUUUGUCCGUCCCCCCCUGUUUAAAAGAACCAAUAAUAAUCCAGAUGUUCUAUUAUUUUAUUUGAAUUUAAAUACCAAAGCAACUUGCACCUUUACAUCUAUCCUUGUAAUUACUACUUGAAAAGUAUCCAAUUUAAGACCACUUGAUUAACAGUUACGCAUUAAAUAAUGGGGUACAGGCAUUUAGUUACAGCAGCUAAGUACUAGCCUGAGCGAGUUUAGUGACGAUUGUGAACUCUCAGUUGUGUUUGUCUUUUUUCCUCAAAUUUGAUCUAGACAUUCACUUCCAUGAACGCUUCUCGUCUUCUCCGUUUAUCAAAUUAUCAGCCACGUUUGCAGCACUCAGCUGCGCAGUGUGUCUUCCUGCACGCUCAUUAGAAUGACUCCAAAAGCUCUCUCAUCUAAUCUGUUGGUCACUUGUGCAGACCGUUAUUGAACAUCUCUAGACUAUAACAAUCUGUAACCAUCGGGCAUUCAUAGGAUGGGAAUACUUCCUGCCUUUCUGCCACAGUGAAUGCUGAAUUGGCACCUUUUAAUUAAACUGAAUUACAUUUAUUUUAAGGUAAACUUUUAACUUGGUGUUGGUUGCAUAUUUUCCUUUUUUUUAUUCAUAUUUGUCCUGUCCAGCAGCUAAGCAAACACAGAGCAAGAGAAUUUUCUCAAACAUUUUUUAUUUUCACUUUUGUCGAUGUCUUUUUCUUAGUUCACUUUUUCUCUUAACCCACUUUAAUUAAAUAAUAAAUCAUUUCUAAAAUAUUUUUUUUCCCCCUUUGGGUUCUGGACUGGAUUUAAAAGAGAAAGGAUGAACCUGAUUAUAAUAUCAGGAUUUUUUUUGUUGAUUGCUUGAAAUAAACCAAUUCCAAGCUUAGGGAGAAAUGUUCAAAACUGAAGUGGGAAAGGAGAUAAAAGACGAGAUGAAAAUACUAAAAUGGACAUUAAAGAUUCCC
Messenger RNA from Oryzias latipes (Japanese medaka), 3776 nucleotides. RefSeq names its product general transcription factor IIH, polypeptide 4 (gene gtf2h4). The record is from RefSeq and is a predicted model, not a curated record. Gene Ontology annotation, cellular component: transcription factor TFIIH core complex; transcription factor TFIIH holo complex. Gene Ontology annotation, biological process: nucleotide-excision repair. Gene Ontology annotation, molecular function: ATPase activator activity; double-stranded DNA binding. Lineage: Eukaryota; Metazoa; Chordata; Actinopteri; Beloniformes; Adrianichthyidae.